Mycena indigotica is the source of this 2688-nucleotide messenger RNA. Its product is annotated as Lon protease-like protein. The coding region runs from base 1 to 2688 and encodes 895 amino acids. Gene Ontology annotation, molecular function: serine-type endopeptidase activity; ATP binding; ATP-dependent peptidase activity. Gene Ontology annotation, biological process: protein processing; protein catabolic process; protein targeting to peroxisome. The transcript has 10 exons. The record is from RefSeq and is a predicted model, not a curated record. Gene Ontology annotation, cellular component: peroxisomal matrix. NCBI's taxonomy places the organism in Eukaryota, Fungi, Basidiomycota, Agaricomycetes, Agaricales, Mycenaceae.
AUGUCUAGCAGCAGCGCUAAGCUCCCCAUCCUACCACUCCCUCAUCCCACAGUCCUUCUUCCGGGUUCGCGCAUCACGCUUACAGUUCCAGUAGAACUUGGCGAAGCGUUACUUACACUAAUCGAGGCGGCUGAUGCGCUUCCGGUUGUUGCUGCCGUCCCAGUUGCUUCAGACACCGAUACAAACUCUUUGGCCGAACACGGCGUUGCAGCUAGAAUUCUUCGACUUGUUCGUCCCCCGGGUCGCAACAGUCGCCAAAGCUACCUGCUCACACUCCAUGGAUUGACUCGAAUCCGUCUUUCCGCCUCCUUCACACCUGAUCCGGACAACUCCCUCGUACCAUGUGAAGUACAAUACCCACCCAAUUCCAAAGACUCCCCUCCACGGAAAGUUGUCGACACAUUCAAGCAGAGUGCCCACCGACUUCUCGAUCGACUAGCCCAAGACUCGGGCCAACAGAUCCGUAGGGACGGAUAUUCGAAAAUCUCGGCGAUGCUUGAAGAUGUGACCGACGCACGAGCAGCCUGGAUGGCCGAUAUUCUUGUUGGCACGGUCAACGCAAGUUUCGCUGACAAACUAUCUAUUCUCUCGACCACCGACCCCGAAGCCCGCCUCGUAGUCGCGGCUGAAAUAUUUUCCAAGCUUGCAUCCAUCUCCGAGGUUACCUCCAAGAUCGCAACACAAGUCGAGGAGUCUGUCUACAAACAACAGAAAGAGCACUUCCUCAGACAACAACUAGCCGCCAUCCACAAGGAGCUCCAGUCACUGUCUGGACCCGGCAAUCUUGUCAAUGGCCAGAGCUCGGAACUCGACGACGACGAACAACAUGAAGCGGACGACCUUGCUGAUCUUAAACGCCGCAUCGAAGCUAUGGAGCCUGGUUCUGAAGAGCGGAAAAUGGGAGUUCGGGAGUGGCGUAGGCUCAAACGCAUUCCUCAGGGUUCCGUAGAGAAUGGUGUUAUCAGGUCUUACCUUGAGUGGUUAACCGCCAUUCCAUGGUCUAAUUCUACCUCCGAAACUCCCCGUGCUAUCACUGAUCGGUCCUUCCUAACUGCUGCACGUGAGCAACUGGACGCUGAUCAUUUUGGGCUCGAAAAGAUCAAGAAACGGCUUAUCGAGUAUCUCGCGGUGGUUCGCUUGAAAGAAAUGAAUGCUGAACGGGAAAGGCAAGCCGCCGCCGCCAUUCUACCAAAGGUAGAGGAGAAGUCAAACGUGGAUGAUACCAAAGACAAGACCACGUCCCCACCAAUCAUCAGACCAACGCGCAAAAGCGUGAAAGGACCGAUUCUCUUGUUCGUCGGACCCCCAGGAACUGGCAAGACAUCUCUUGGCCAGUCGAUCGCCAAAGCUCUCAACCGACCAUUCCAACGAAUUUCUUUGGGUGGUGUUCGUGAUGAGGGAGAAAUACGUGGUCACAGACGCACUUAUGUGGCUAGUGGGCCUGGAUUGAUUGUUCAGGCUUUGCGCAAGGCUGGACGAAGCGAUCCUGUAUUCUUGCUGCACGUGACCCCUCACCUUGACGAAAUCGACAAGAUUGGAGGCAGCAACUUCCAUGGGGACCCCUCAGCUGCUUUGCUCGAAGUUUUGGACCCUGAACAAAACCAUACUUUCAACGAUCAUUAUAUCAAUGUUCCUGUUGACCUGAGCCAGGUCCUGUUCAUUUGUACGGCUAACUCACUCGAAACAAUCAGCGGGCCUCUGCUAGAUCGUUGUGAAGUCGUGCAGCUUUCUGGUUAUACUUACGACGAGAAGAUGCACAUCGCACGACGUUUCUUACUACCCAAGCAACUCAAACAAAAUGGCAUGGACGCGGAUCACGUCCAAAUUGCUGAGCCAGCUCUGAUGACUAUUGCGACUCGUUACACCAGAGAGGCAGGUGUGCGGAGUUUAGAACGAGCCAUCGGCGCCGUUACUCGCUACAAAGCCGUAGAGUGGGCCGAGCAUAUAGAUGCGCAAGCUACCGGCUCACCCAAGCCUUAUUCGCCUGUCGUCCAAGAAAGCGAAUUGGAGGCCAUUCUAGGGAUUGCGCGGUGGGAUGCUGAAGAGAGGGAGCGAGAAGAGAGACGUGGCGUAGUCUACGGCCUUGUUGUGAUGGGACAAGGAGAAGGCGGAAUCCUUCCGGUCGAGACCAUCGCUGUUCCUGGCGCGGGCAGGCUGAAGCUGACUGGAAGCCUAGGAGAGGUUAUCAAAGAGAGUGGCGAAAUUGCAUUGAGCUGGGUUAAGACGCAUGCCUACGACCUCUGCAUCACCGAAUCUCGCGCACAAGACCCAUUAAAGGUGCCUGAGCUCAUCGACAUCCACCUUCAUCUACCUGCCGGGGCCCAAAAGAAAGAUGGACCAAGUGCAGGAAUAGCAAUGGCUUGCGCAUUUGUCUCAUUGCUCACUGGAGCGAGAGUUCCCGCCAACAUUGCUAUGACUGGAGAGAUCACUCUGAGAGGGCGUGUAACGCCAGUUGGUGGAAUCAAGGAAAAGGUAUUGGGUGCGCAUCGAGCGCAAAUAUCCAAAGUUAUUCUGCCAUGGGCAAAUCGCAAAGACGUGGAGCAUGAUGUUGCUCCUGAAAUUCAACGAGUCAUGGAGUUUGUUUUUGUUCGAACUGUCAAUGAGGCUCUCGAGGCCGCAUUUGGUAAAGACACGCUUGGUUGGCGGAAUGGGAUAAGUGGACCGCUCAUGUUGGAGAGCAGGUUAUGA